AUUAUUAUUAUUAUUAUUAUUAUAGUUAAUUGUAUUAAUUAUUAUUUAAUUAAUACAAUUAAUUGUUUACUACCAAUGUGAAAUGGUUAGCUAUAUUUAUUGGCCGUUUAUAUAUGAAAGCAUGUGUUGUUAGCAUUUGUACACUAAUAUAACUAAUUAUCGUGAAUAUAUAGACUUGUAAUUGAAUUACAAGCAUAUUAUUUGUAAACACAAGUGAUUUGAAUUGAAAUGAAGUGAUAAAAUGGGCGCAGAUUUGAGUGCAAACCAUAACCACAAUCACAAUCGAAAUACAUGUCCGGAUGAGGAGAUGGGGAGACUUGAAGUUGAGCUCAAUUUAGUAUUCAAUAAUUCAUUACAUUGUGUCGAAUGGUUGACAGGAAAUACAUGUCCGGAUGAGGAGAUGGGGAGACUUGAAGUUGAGCUCAAUUUAGUAUUCAAUAGUAUAUGCCAAAUGGUGUCUGGAGUGGACGUGUGGCACGUGUUAGCCCUUGAAAGGCACGCUUCAGACAAAGGGCCAAAUGUCUGCUUUGAAACCGCUUUCAGUUUAGUGCAGAGUUUCAGGGAAGGCAAGGGAGGGAACGGAACAGAUAAACAGUGGAAUCACUUGAAGUGGAUCGGCAACAACGCCGAGGAUGUGGACGACUCCCUUCGCAUCCUUAUUGACGAGCUUCCGGUCCUUUUUAACCAUCUGAUCCGUCCCUCCCGUUCCCCAAUAUUUCCUGUCGUCUCACUGAAAGGAGCGAACCCUCGCCUCAAACCCUAA
This is a messenger RNA of Oppiella nova, 763 nucleotides long. Lineage: Eukaryota; Metazoa; Arthropoda; Arachnida; Sarcoptiformes; Oppiidae. The record is from the annotation of a GenBank genome assembly.